Dreissena polymorpha is the source of this 1624-nucleotide messenger RNA. RefSeq lists its product as uncharacterized. The record is from RefSeq and is a predicted model, not a curated record. Lineage: Eukaryota; Metazoa; Mollusca; Bivalvia; Myida; Dreissenidae. The transcript has 2 exons. Bases 32 to 1624 code for a protein of 530 amino acids.
UAUUAUUUGCUUAGGACGCGGUUGUCGCGGAAUGGCGCAUUAUACCAGAAAAGAUAUGGCCUCUGUCUCGAGGCACUUGUUUAAAGUCCUCGAUGUUGCCGGAGCUUCUGAAUACGUCCGACACACCAGGCAACAUAAAGCGCUUGUUGGCGAUGUUCUUGCAAGUCUUACGAACGUCAUAGAGAGAAGUGAUGUUGCUAUUUAUACUUUCGGGAGCAUGUCUGAAGGAACUACCACCCCGGGAAUGAAUUCUGAUACUGAUAUAAUGAUGUGUUUUCGAAUAUACCCGGUGUUUGAAACGAGCGACGAUGUACGCUUCGAUGACAUGAACGUCAGGUACAGAACGGAACAUGGCGAUGCCGAUUAUACAUAUCUUAUAAUGCUCAGUGACGAAGAAACGCCGAUAGGUUUCUGUAAACUGGAAUUCAUGUCCGCAGUUGACACAGAACCGAUAGACCCGGACUUGUUUUUUAAUAUAUGCAUGGACAUUAACGGACGAUUUGUGAUCACAAACAGUUGCAUGGUAGACGCCAUGGACCAGGAUGAAAGGAACGGACCUGCUGCUACAACCUUUAAACGACCUGGUUUUACUGAUCUCGACUAUAUUCCUUCUUUCCGAUGCGCAAAGUGGCCAUCAGUUGCAGAGGAAUUUUUGACAAGGAAGCGAAAGUAUGGGUUUCCAAGUACAGACAUGGCCGGGGAUUUCGGUUCAUUCGGUAUAUUUUUUGUGCCCACGGGACAUUCUGAAACACAAGAGAAGCAUCUACAAUGGCGAUUGUCGUUUUCCCUACAGGAACGCAAAAUCAUGCUGAAUUUGAACCCAACACAGUUUAAAUGUUACAUUCUUUUGAAAAUGGUGAAGGAAGACUUUGUCAAACCUGUAGUUCCUGGCAAGUCACUCACCUCAUAUCAGUGCAAAACAAGCAUUUUUUGGUCAAUUGAGCAAACUCACUCAUCGAUAUGGGUGGGAAGCAAUUUAGUUGCGUGUUUUGUGAAAUGUUUGCAUUUGCUUAAGAUCUGGAUUCGGAAUGGAUUCGUCCCAAAUUUUUUCAUGCCACCUGUAAGCAUUUGGAAGGGAAGCAAACAAAUAUGCAAAAUGGUGACAUGUAUUAUCGAUAAUAUUCUGAAAGACCCCAUAGAAUACUUACGGUCAUUGAAAUGUGACAGAGUAGGGAGUUUGCUUCGAAGUUCGUUGGAACCUUGCGUCGCAGACGGUUUGGGAAUGCCAGAUCAUGCUGAAGAAAGCGAUAAUUAUUUUCGAGAAGCUAAACGGACACUGCAUUUGUCUGUUCACAGGCUGCACUAUUCGUUUAUCUGUGAAACAGCAUACCAUUGGAUUGGUCUGCUACAACACGUUAGUGCGGGUGACGAUCUUGAUACUUGUAUAACAUAUCACAGGAGACUUAUCGGGCUCUUGCGAAAUACCACCAAGAUGAGCGAAAUGACGUCACAGCAAUUAAAUUACGUUCAGCAAGCCAGUGAAUAUGUUCUUCCAUUCCUACUCACUAGUUAUGGCUCGCAGCUUGCAUCUAAAUCGUUGUUGCAGCCCAAUGGCGACACAUACGAACAGGCGAUGGCGCAUUUAAAAACUGGCCAACACUCAGGUAAUUUUACAAAUAUGUAG